UACGCCACUAAUUGAACAUAGUGUCAAUAGUUUGUAGGUUAUGUAUCUAACAUUUAGUCUAACAGUUCCCGCCAUUUCAAUUGUUAUUUGUUUACCUCGGACGAAUCGUGGUACGGUAUCCAUUUACACGAGUCGCGCAACAGGCGUUCGAUUACGCGGGCACGACGUCGAAUUCGUUUUCUGUUUUGCCGUCUAUUAAUUCUUUAUCGCUUUUUUAUGGAUACCUUUAAGGCUAUAAAUUAGUAAUUACAAAUUUUGCUUUUCAUUCUGAAGUAUUUUGUCCAUAUCUUGUUUGUUGUUUUGUGACGAGCAUUCGGUGUAUACUGCUGGAGUAAAAUGUCCGACAGAGAUUUCAGCAGUCCGGAACCAUUCAACGAUGCGGAUCUUGGAGGUGCCGAUGACACAUCGCCUGUACGUAAUUUUGAGGACGAAGUGUUGAGUGAAGGUGACGUUUUGAGUUUAAGUCAGUUUGAUGACCCAGAGGAAGAAGAUGGAGAAGAACUGUUUGGCGAUAACUUAGAACGGGAUUAUCGCCCGAUACCGGCUCUCGAUCGCUAUGAUGGUGGUGAAUUGGACGAAGAUGAUUAUGAUGCAAUGAGUCCGGGUGCCAGAGCUGCGGCUGAAAGAGAGUUACAAAGACGUGACCGAGAAGAAGGAACUGGUCGAAGAGAUGCUGAUGAUAUACUUUAUGAUGAACAUGAUGAUGAUGAGGCAUCAAGAAAAAAAAGACGUAUGGCUGAAAGAGCUGCUACUGGUUUUAUUGUUGAUGAUGAAGAAGAUGAAGAAAUGAUUGAAUCGAUUGAAAAUUUACAAGACACUAAAGGACAUACAGUUGCUGAGUGGGUAGCCAUGUUAGGUCCAAAGACAGAAAUUGCAAACCGUUUCAAAAAUUUUUUGCGUAAUGAUGUCACUUCCAAUGGUGCUUAUCUUUACAAGGAUAAAAUCAGAAGAAUGUGUGAGAGUAAUUUAUGCAGUUUGGAAGUAGAAUUUACCAAUUUGGCCAAUAAACAACAUACGCUGGCACUGUUUUUGCCUGAAGCACCUUCAGAAAUGAUAAGUAUAUUCAAUGAAGUAGCCAAAGACUUAGUUUUAUCCAUGUAUCCUCAAUAUGGCAGAGUUACCAGUGAAAUAUUUGUAAGGAUUACAGAUUUACCACUUAUUGAAGAAAUUCGUACUUUCAAAAAAAUUCAUUUGAAUCAAUUGGUUAGAACUCGUGGUGUUGUAACGUCAACUACAGGUGUAUUUCCUCAACUUAGUAUUAUUAAAUACGAUUGUUCUAAAUGUGGUCAUGUUCUUGGGCCUUUUACACAGUCUCAAAGUCAAGAAAUUAAGCCUGGUUCAUGUCCUGAGUGUCAAAGUACUGGGCCAUUUAUGGUUAACAUGGAACAAACUUUAUAUCGUAAUUAUCAAAAGAUUACUAUACAAGAGUCUCCUGGCAGUAUACCACCAGGCCGUAUACCACGUAGUAAAGAUUGUAUUCUUUUAGCCGAUCUAUGUGAUCAAUGCAAACCUGGUGAUGAAAUAGAUGUAACUGGAACAUAUUCAAACAGUUAUGAAGGAUCUUUAAACACGGGAAAUGGAUUUCCAGUAUUCGCUACUGUUAUUAUGGCAAAUUAUUUAAUUAUAAAAGACAAUAAACAUAUAGUUGAGUCUCUUACUGAUGAAGAUGUUUCACAAAUAUUGAAAUUGUCUAAAGAACAUAAAAUUGGUGAACGUAUUGCUGCAUCUAUUGCUCCGUCAAUUUAUGGACACGAUUAUAUCAAAAAAAGUUUGGCAUUAGCAUUAUUUGGCGGAGAACCAAAAAAUCCAGGUGACAAACAUAAACUUCGUGGAGAUAUAAAUAUACUGUUGUGUGGUGAUCCUGGAACAGCAAAAUCCCAAUUUUUAAAAUACAUAGAAAAAAUAGCUCCACGUGCUGUUUUUACUACCGGACAAGGUGCUUCUGCUGUCGGUCUUACAGCUUAUGUUAAACGUGAUCAUCAGUCUAGGGAAUGGACAUUAGAAGCAGGUGCUUUAGUUUUAGCUGAUCAAGGUGUCUGUAUUAUUGAUGAAUUUGAUAAGAUGAAUGAUCAAGAUAGAACUUCAAUUCAUGAGGCUAUGGAACAACAAAGUAUUUCUAUAUCUAAAGCUGGUAUUGUGACCUCAUUACAAGCAAGAUGUUCUGUUAUGGCAGCAGCUAAUCCAAUUGGUGGACGUUAUGAUCCGGCAAUGACUUUUUCUGAAAAUGUUAAUUUAUCAGAACCUAUUAUGUCAAGGUUUGACAUUUUAUGUGUUGUACGAGAUGAAGUUGAUCAGGUUAAAGAUAAUCGGCUUGCUACAUUUGUGGUACAGUCUCACAUGCGUAACCAUCCUUUAAGCAAAGAUAAAGAAUUGGAAUUAAGAAAUCCAUUUUCUACUACUGAUAUGGAACCAAUACCUCAAGAUUUAUUAAAAAAGUAUAUUGUCUAUUCUAAGCAAAACAUUCAUCCUAAACUUCAUCGUAUGGACCAAGACAAAGUAGCUAAAAUGUAUAGUCAACUGAGACAAGAGUCUAUGAUGACUGGAAGUUUGCCCAUUACAGUCCGUCAUAUUGAAAGUAUGAUUCGUAUGGCAGAAGCAAAUGCUAAAAUGCAUUUAAGAGACUAUGUUCAAGAAGAUGAUGUCAACAUGGCUAUACGUAUAAUGUUAGAAUCAUUUAUUGAAACACAAAAAUACAGCGUCAUGAAAACAAUGAGAAAAACAUUCCAAAAAUAUUUAUCAUUCAAAAAAGACACCACCGAGCUUUUGUACUUUAUAUUGCAUCAAAUGGCAACCGAUCAGUUGGCUUACAUUAGGGGUAUACACGGUGUCACAGUUAAUACAAUUGAAAUACAUGAAAAAGAUUUCAAAGACAAAGUAAAACAGAUAGAUAUACAUGACUUAAGACCAUUCUUUGAAAGUAAAUUGUUCAAAAAUAACAAUUUUGUGUAUAAUGAAAAGAGACACAUGAUUAUACAAACCUUACUUCUCGGCGAAUAAAUCUAUAUGGUUAGUGUCUAUUCAGUGUUUUCAGUAAAUCAUUGUUAAACUAAUUUAGUUUUACAACUUUCGAUGUGAAUUAUUAUUUAUAUUUUAAUAUUUUCCAUUUUAUAUUUUUAUGUAUGUAUCUGGUAAUAGUGUACCAAUUUAAAUUUAUUUUAUGUAUAUUUUUUUUUA
Molecule: messenger RNA, 3174 nt
Organism: Rhopalosiphum maidis (corn leaf aphid)
Lineage: Eukaryota; Metazoa; Arthropoda; Insecta; Hemiptera; Aphididae
Gene: Mcm2
Product: DNA replication licensing factor Mcm2
Exons: 13
Coding region: 337-2997 (886 amino acids)
Biological process (GO): double-strand break repair via break-induced replication; mitotic DNA replication initiation
Cellular component (GO): nucleus; MCM complex
Molecular function (GO): ATP binding; single-stranded DNA helicase activity; single-stranded DNA binding
Source: RefSeq, a predicted model, not a curated record